Messenger RNA from Camellia sinensis, 3312 nucleotides. RefSeq lists its product as uncharacterized. Gene Ontology annotation, cellular component: nuclear pore. The record is from RefSeq and is a predicted model, not a curated record. NCBI's taxonomy places the organism in Eukaryota, Viridiplantae, Streptophyta, Magnoliopsida, Ericales, Theaceae.
UUUAAAUCUACUGUUCCCGCACUCAUAACCUGCACAUAACACUAGAGAUUUACAGUAAGACAGAGAGGAGAGAGAGAGAGAGUGUGUGUGUGUUUGUGCUUAUAUAGAGAGAGAGUGACCUCUCCUCAAUAACUCUCAAGUCCAGAGAGAAUCAGGCUAUAUUGAAAGCUGUCAAUCCCCAAGAUUUUUCUCUCUCUACAGCUCUGGAACACGAGCCUAGCCAUUUUCAAGCUUCUUCUUCUUCGUCGAUCUCAAAAAAAGCUUCUGUAAAUUUAUGAAAGACAAAUAGGCAUCUGAGUGGGGGUGAUUGUUCUGACUGUUUGCAUGAGGCUGUUGCCUCAUGGUGAAUAGAUUGUCAUAUGCAUUUAUCAUUGCCCUCUCCUUGAAGAGAUUUUGAAGGGUUCCUGAUUGUUGCUUUUCUCCAUCAUCACAGCUGCUUCUUUCAUUGCUGUUGAAAAAGGUGAAAUUUUUUUAGAAUGAAGGAGAUUGGCAAGAAGACAAGUCCAAACAGUAAUAAAACAAAACGUUCUGGAAGAUCUGAAAGAAGAGAUCACAAACUUUCACAAGAUAACGGCUGCAAAAAUUUGACAGCAAAAGAAACUGUAUCUAAAAUUUCAUAUUCUAAACCAGAGUCCAAUGUAUCAGUAAUUGAUUCCAACGCUGGAACAAAACCAUCUGAAGUUUAUGAAAAUAUGGUUAUACAUUAUGUGGAUGAUGUCAACAGGUUGAAGGAGGCAUCUCAAGAUUCAAAAACCCAUGAAAUGGUUGACAAAGAGAAUACGGAUGAAAUGAACGGUCAUUCUAGCGACGUGCAGAAAGAACAGAAGCAAGGGAAUGAAGAAGAAUCAGAUUCUGAGACAAUAAAAGAUUCGGUAUCAUCUCAAGGGGAUUCACAAACAGCUGAGGAUGAGAAAGUAGAAUGCCCUUCAACAGUUCCUAAAAAGCUUGUGAAAAAGGAUUCUGCUGACAGCCGGUCCCAUGCUUCCAGAGUGAAAUCUGAUCGAGGAACCAAUAAUUUGAAGAUUAAUGCAUCACAUGACAGUCCAAAGAAAGGUACAAAAUCCAAUAAAGGGCCUUCUAACACAACCAGCAAAAUUAUAUCUGAUGAAUACGUAAAACAUAUGAAGGUUCAUCCUAAACCUUCAUCUGAAUCAUCUGAAGGUGUUGAUGAGAAGCCUCUUGAGGAUGUAAAGGAGGUGGAGAUAUUAGAUGAGACCUCAAAUGGUACUCAGAGUCUUGGAAGUGAUGAUGAAGCAGUCAAUGCUGAGGAAAACGGUGACCAUGAAGAUCAGGCAGCUUUAAGCCAAAAGAUCGAAGAAAUGGAAAAAAGGAUUGGAAAACUUGAAGAGGAGCUGAGAGAAGUUGCUGCUCUUGAAAUUUCACUCUAUUCUGUUGUACCAGAGCAUGGUAGCUCAGCACAUAAGGUGCACACGCCUGCUCGGCGUCUUUCUAGACUCUACAUUCAUGCUUGCAAACACUGGUCUCAAGACAAGCGGGCCACGGUUGCAAGAAACACAGCGUCAGGGCUUGUUUUGGUCGCCAAGUCAUGCAGCAAUGAUGUCCCAAGGUUAACUUUCUGGUUGUCAAACACUGUGGUACUGAGGGAAAUUGUCUCUCAAGCUUUUGGCAAUUCAUGCAACUCAAGUUCAAUUUCAAGGAUUUGUGUGUUAAACGGAGGAGGAAAGAAAAGUGAAGGGAAGUCUCCUUCACUAAAAUGGAAAGCUCAAUCUGGAAAUAGACAGACAAGCAAACAUGAUUUUUUGCAGUUCAUUGAUGAUUGGCAAGAGACAAGAACAUUAACAGCUUCACUAGAGAGAGUUGAAUCCUGGAUUUUCUCUAGGAUAGUUGAGUCAAUAUGGUGGCAGACCUUGACCCCUCAUAUGCAAUCUCCAGUUGAGGAUUUGAAUAUCACUAAAACCAUUGGAAGGUUAUGUGGACCUGCCUUGGGAGACCAGCAACAAGGCAACUUUUCGAUUGACCAUUGGAAAAAUGCUUUCGAAGAUGCUUUCAAAGGACUUUGUCCAGUUCGAGCAGGAGGGCACGAAUGUGGUUGCUUGCCUUUGUUGGCAAGAAUGGUGAUGGAACAAUGUAUUGCCAGACUAGAUGUGGCCAUGUUCAAUGCUAUUCUGCGUGAGUCAGCCCAUGAGAUCCCAACUGAUCCUGUAUCAGAUCCUAUAGUCGAUUCCAAGGUUUUGCCUAUUCCAGCGGGCAAUUUGAGUUUUGGAUCUGGUGCACAACUCAAAAAUUCUGUUGGUAAUUGGUCUAGAUGUCUUACUGAACUGUUUGGCAUGGACGUGGAUGAUUCACCUAGGGAAGAUCAACGCAGCAAUGAGGAUGAUGACACACCCGGUGAAGAUACUGAAAAAAAACAUUUUCAUCUUCUUAAUGCCCUGAGUGAUCUUUUGAUGCUUCCGAAAGACAUGCUUCUGGACCGAUCAAUCAGGACGGAGGUUUGCCCAUCUAUUACUCUUCCAUUGGUUAAACGGAUACUCUGCAACUUUACUCCAGAUGAGUUCUGCCCAGAUCCGGUCCCAGGUGCUGUUUUGGAGGCAUUAAAUGCCGAGUGUAUCAUAGAGCGGAGAUUAUCUGGUGGAGACUCUGCCAGCAGCUUCCCUUAUAAUGCUGCCCCGGUUGUCUACACCCCUCCUUCCCCUGCCAACGUGGCGGAGAAAGUUGCAGAGGCAGGAGAGAAAUCUCAGCUGGCUAGGAAUGCAUCUGUUGUACAGAGGAAGGGAUAUACCAGUGAUGAAGAACUGGAGGAGCUCGAUUCUCCUCUGGCAUCCAUCAUUGACAAAUUACCGCCAUCUCCAACUGUUAGGGCGAAUCAAAAUGGAAAGAGCAAGGACCAAACGAGUAAUGUUGGUGCAAAUGCAAGGUACGAACUCCUUCGUGAAGUUUGGUUAGCGUGAAUCCUACCAUAUGGUGACUCAGUGCACGACUCUCCCCUGUAGUCUUACCCCAUCUCCACAGAGGCUGUCUCCGUGACUUGAAGCCGUAAGUUUUAUUAUGUAUAGCCGUGUUUUUUGUGUAAGAAAAAUGAAUAUGAAGUAAAUAGGAAGCAAAGUGAGAGGUUGGUUUUCAAGAUAUCCUCAAAUGUGUCCAUAGGAGUGUGAGUGAAUGAGUUUGUUAUUGUGUUACAAUACAGAAGCUCCACUGCAUUUAAUAGACAUUUUUCUCAGUUUUUAAGAGUCUAUCUCUUUCUUGGAAAGACAUAUACAUAAUGUAUUCACAAUUGAACCAUUUGGGACCUAAAUUUGCAUUUUGGUUCUUGUUUUUGUUUUUGGUAUGAAUCAAAUUUGAAUUGUAUUCUAA